Paramuricea clavata is the source of this 11671-nucleotide messenger RNA. Lineage: Eukaryota; Metazoa; Cnidaria; Anthozoa; Malacalcyonacea; Plexauridae. The record is from the annotation of a GenBank genome assembly.
GUUUCCAUGUUACAAAUUACGAAAGGACUCAUAAAUAUUCAUUUUUUUUAAAUUUAACACUUUCACGGGACGUCCUGUUUGAAGUGAAAGUCUAAAAUGAGAUUGUGGUGUGUAAUUUUAUAAAUUUAGCUGUAUUUCUUGUCUUUUAUCGUUUAUGUAACCUUUUUAAAUGGAAUGGCCCAGUGAAAUUCAAGACUUGGCUCUUCAUCAGUGAACGUGGACAAUAUUCAAAUGUUUGUUAAAAUGUUAUCGUAGUACCACAGGAAUUUAGCCCAAAUCAGCUUCAUUAUGACGGAUUUGAAAGCGUUAAGAGGAUGUAUUAUCUCAACGUUUAUUGUAGUGUAAUUUUGAGUGGAUUUUUACAAAUUUUUUACCAAAAUGAUGGCAACACGAAAGCCCAAAAUUGCUCCGUCAAAACAUUCUCAAAAGGAGCAGAAAACGUCGUCAUCUGAGGAGAUAGAAUUGAAAGACCAAGGUAGAAGCUACGAAGGAGAUAUGUUGUUAUUUCAGUGGUUUUUAGUUAUAAUAUAUUUAGCUGGGGAAAAAUAUUAUAUCAGUUAUGUAGUAUUUCAAUUAUUCAAUUAUUCACGUAUAAUAAUAUGUCACUUUUAAAAGGGUAUGAGGGGGCCGGAAAUCAAUACAUUAUAAAUUAGUCAAUACCCAAGAGUGCAAUAUCUAGAUAAUAGCACUCAAAAGUGUUGGGGCAUUGACAAAAAGGGCACUCCAGGGCAGAUCCAGACUAAAAUCUUACCGUGGCUCCUGGACUUGAACAACAGGGGUAUGCUCCCCCAGGAAAAUUUUGAACCUUGGAAAAGUCAUUUCCUGCAUUCUGAGCAUUGGAUUUUGUCCUAAAAUUUGCCCUCAACAAACUCGUAUUUCAGACAAAAAGUAACGAAAAACACAAAAAAUAAAUGUGGAGCGUGUGUCAAAAUAAAUUAAAAAUUUCCUGUCAUCUAGGGCCACAUCUUUGCACUUUAACUUUUAUGACCAAUCUUAUACUUCCUAAUAACCAGCAACCUUUAUCUAACUUCUAAAAUAGAGCACAUUUUAUAAUCCAAAAAGCUGUGCACUUUCAUGUGCACGUUCAAAAAAAUGAGGGGGGACCAACCCCAGUGCCCACUGCUUCGGCAGCCCUUGGAUAAUAGCCUUUGGUCUGGUUUCUAGUAGAUGACUUGCUUGUCUAUGCAGCGACAAGCCAGCUAGAUCAUGUAUCCUGAACAAAUACAUUCAGACCACUCCAAUACGGACACUGCUGGAACACAGCAAAGUGUUUGCAUUAGAUAGGUGUCUGUUUUACAGUGUUUUUUUCAAAAGAAAACAUACAAGAAUUUAUAUGUAUGUCAGAACAUUGGAAACUCUCUGUAUUGAGAGUGUCCGUAUUGAGAGGUUCGACUAUCUCCAUUGUUUACGCAUGAAUCAAUCUGACACAUCAGCCUGGCAAGCCACUGCAAGUCAACCUUUUAAGUGUUAUUGUGCCUAGAUGUGCCAUACUUCACUAUUCUACUCUGUUUAACGCCAGAUUAUUUUAUUUGUCAAGGAAAGUUAAGAGUGCUAACUCAAUGGGGUAAUUAGACUAUCUGCCCAUGUGUCAUGUCCAUACAUUGUCUAAAAAUUUUCAUGCUAAUGAAAAUUGGCAUAUUAAAGUUAUCAAGCUUUCAUUGGUAGGGAUCAACUGAAAGCUUGUUAUUAUUGGCAAUAUUUUAAUUUUGGGAUAGAUAAUAGAACCUCUACAUGUGUCUUGGAUGUCUCGUACUGGCACACUGACUGUUUAAUAUUAAAGUUAUGUCUUCCCAGAAGGCAAAAACGUGCCAGACUCGGGCUUACUGCCCUAUUAAAUACAAUAGAUUGCAGCUAAAUGGUUAAUUUAAUAUAGAAGUUAACCCAUUCACUCUUCUCUUGAUGAGUGAAAUUGUCUGGGGGUUGGACAGGGUAAAAUAAUAGACAAUGCAACUCAAUGGGUUAUAACUAGACACAUGCAUGGCCGGAUAGUCAGAUUAACAUGAGUGUCAGCUUUCUCCCCUUGACAAAUAAAUUGUCUGGUGUUAGACAGAGUAAAAUAAUAAAGUAAGGUACAAUAGGGUGCAAUGCGACUUAUUGGGUUAAUAGGUUAAUUAAUAAUUGAUGUGAUUUUCAGUACAGUAGAGAUUAUCCUUAAAUUUCAUUUUUGAAUCAGUCCAAAAACAUUCUCAUGUCAUUUUAUUCUCAGCAUGGACAGACACAGAGAGUCAGUCUGGCAGUGAACGUCUGAAAGGCAGCAUCAUUUCUGUGAGGGAGGCAGAAAACAGUAUCGACAACACAGAAUUUGGAGGGACCCCCGAACCCCCAACCACAUCUGACGUGAAUUCCACACACGAGACUUUUGUCAGUGAAAGUACGAGAAAUGGUUUUUCGCAGGAUGGCGAUGCAGAGUCCGAAACAACGUUGGAAAGUCAGAAGAAAUCAAAAAUAAAGAGAAACACAGUUUCUCCUGUUGAUGAGGAAAUCAGUGAAAGUGGUAGAGGAACCCCAGACAGUUUACCAUCUAAAGGUAUGGUGGGUAAUAGGGCUGUGCAUAGCAAGGGGGCAGCAAGGGCAACUGCCCCCCCCCCAAGAGAAAAUUUAACUUACUAAUUUUAUAAUGUUAUUAUAAAUUGUUAAGCCAAGUGGCAAUUAGAAUCUUGUGAAUCAAAAUUGUAUGGGACAGUCACAGGCAUAGAUCUAACUGAUAGUUUGAUUGGCUUUGAAUGCAUUGUCAUUUGGGUAGGCAGUUGCGAUAUAUCGAUAUUUUCGAUAAUUUUUCGCAUAUCGAAAAUAUCGAAAGUUGUAACUAAACAACUUAAUCUGCGAUUAUUCGGCAAUUAUUGUUUUCAUCGGUGAAGUUUAGACAACGUGUGUAUGGCGGCAAUUGCGAAUUUAUGAUACAAAUGCGUGGGCAAUUGAAAUUAAAAGCUGAGUUGGAGAUGACGGAUAAACCGUUGUUAUGUACCAUGACUGGUUUCAUGCACUUCUUUUUAACUGUUUGUGAUGCAUAUACAUGCAAGUUGACUAAAUUACGUUUUCUCAUUUGCAUAAUUCGAUAUAGUCGAUAUUAUCAAUAUUUUUUUUCGAUAUCGAUAUAUCGAUUUUUUUCAAUAUCGCAACUGCACAGGAAAUGGACAACUUGCAUGUUAGACUAAAUUUUAAUCUAAGUAAAGAGAAGGGAAUGAAACAGAACAGUUAAAAAGAAAAUAAUGAAAUUAGUAAAAUUGCAAAAUUUCGUUGCGAAAUGUUGUAAAAUACAGAAAAUAUAGCCUUGCGAAGUUUGCAUAUUUUCAGUAUAUUUGUAUUACGUGCGGAAAUUGUUACCAUUUUUGAGCCGAAAAUGGUAACAAUUUCCGCACUUACUACAAAUAUACUGAAAAUAUGCAAACUUCGCAAGGCUAUAUUUUACAACAUUUCGUAACCAAAUUUUGCAAUUUUACGUAUUUUAAUAAGUUCUUUACGGGAAUUUACUUUUUUUUUUCCUAAAUAAAAAAUUAGUCUAACAUGCAAGUUGUCUAUUAAUUUAAGCCCCGUUUACACUACGCUCAAUUUUUGUACGGCACGGAUAAAAUUGGUACCCGUACCACUUUUUUGGUUCUUGGACUACCUAUUUAGCUAAGCCCCGUUUACACUACGCUCAAUUUUUGGUACCGUACCACUUUUUGGUUCUUGGACUACCUAAAUAGGUAGUCCAAGAACCAAAAAAGUGGUACGGGUACCAAUUUUAUCCGUGCCGUACCAAAAAUUGAGCGUAGUGUAAACGGGGCUUUAAUGUCCUCUAAAGCCGAAAUUUUACAGUCUGGUAAUUUCAGCCGCUAAUCGAAAUGAUUUUGAAAAACCACAAUUAUGUUUCAUAACCUUAACGUUCAGGUGCUUGGGAAGACAAUGCGUUGGAGAGACCAUCUUCAGCACCAGUUCAAGACGGAGAUCGUGACAGCGCAAAAGGAAAAUUCAGACGACGUGUGACUGUUGGUCCCACACAGGAUAUCACGGAUCGACCUUGGAGUCCAUCAGCAAUACUGUAUGCGUGCUUUUUUUAAUCAUUAAUAUAGACCAGGGCGUAAUGAUAUAGACGCUAUCACGACAGUAAACUGGGUUUUAGCGUUUGGCAUAUCAGUAUUAAUUUUAAAGGUGAUCUACAGUCCGAUCUGCGCAUGUGCACAAAUGAGCCCACUUUUUAUGAUACAAACAGUUUAACUAUGUUUUGAGUUCUUGAAAAGCCUGAUUGUUGUUUCUUGAUCAUUUAUUACACUCUAGAAGCUUGAAAGUAUAAAUAGUUGUCGAAUAAAGCUCAAUAUUUUGGACACAAAAAUGUAAACAAAGGCUUUGUUUACAUACGGACUGUAGAUCACCUUUAAUAUUUUAUGAUUUAUAUAUGUGACCAUUUUUGCGUUCUGUUCAGUAACAAAGGAUACAUUGACGACAACAAGCCUGCGUCUGACAUUGACGGGAAAUCAGACAGUACCUCUGGUAGUCGUGUUUCGCUGUUGUUGAAGAAUCCAUUUUCUAAAAGUACCACUGUGAAACCAUUUAUACCAGAGCCUGAGGUACUGUAUCUUAAUCUAAAUUUAAUUUAUACAACGUGUUUAAUUUAUAUUAACUACUAUAUGUGUACCGGUUAAGAAAUUUUGCAUAUCCCCAAUAGUAAUCUUCAUUCAUUCAUUCAUAUAUAUGUGUUUUGUCAAUAUUCUAGAACGAGCUUGUUUCAAACAUUGAACCUGGUACAGUAGCUAUUGCUAAUGGAGACAAUCAUGGUGAGCAAUCGUUGGGUCCUCAAUGGAUGAUUUCAGCCAUAUACGGCAUAUAGACUAAAUUUUGAUCUAGACAAGAAAGACGAAAUCUAUCAUUAAUUCAUAGUUAUAGCUCAAAGUAGUAAAAUCAUUAGUAAAAUUGCCAAAUUUUGUUGCAAAAUAUUGUAAAGAAAGGAAAUUGUAGCCCUGUGAAAUUAACAAAUUUUGAGUGUUUUAGUAUUACGCGCGGGAAAAUGCGCCACUUUUGAGCCGAAAGUGGUACAUAUUUCCGCGCAUAAUACUAAAAUACUAAAAAUUUGCUCAGUAAUUUCACAGGGCUAUAUUGUCAGUUCGUAUUUUACAACAUUUCGCAACCAAACUUUGCAAUUUUACUAAUUUUAGGAUGCUCUUUUGAGCUAUAACGAUAUUGAUAGAUUUCGUCUUUUUUGUCCGCUAGAUAAAAAAAUUAGUCGAUAACUGGAAUCAUUGAUUGAGGAUGCAACCACCUCAAAUAUAAGAACAAACUGUUCGUCGAGGGAAAGUGCUGGCACUCAUUAGGUUAACCAGUUGUUCAAGCGAUUCCGGUGCAGCGCUCUAACCAACUGAGCUACAGAGAGACAAUUGUCGAGCUCUAUAGUCGGGAUAUAUCUCUUUGGUAAAAAUUGUUUCCGCGCAAGUUUAUAAUAGUUUGCACUGUCCAAAUUUUAUUUUUUUAUAAUUUCAUAAUGAACUCUUUCAUUUUCUGACUUUCACUCUCUCAAAUUCUCAUUAAUUUUACCGUUUUCUGACAGAUGAGAGGACAAUAUCUUCCGGCUCAAGUGGCGUGUUGGCCAUUCCAGCCUCGUCUGGAGAGCAGAGUGCGUAUAUUCCGUUGGCAUACGCCAAGGAUUGCUUGCAAAAGGUAUAGUGUAAUAUAUUGUAUAUUUCCCGUCUCUUCUUUUAUACGUCCAGCAUAGAGACAAGAGCAAUAGGUUUCCAUACAAUAUUAUACCAUGCUAAACUGUACCACAUCGAUCGUACCAUACCACGCUGUACCAUACUAUGCCACAUACCAUACCACACCAUACUUAACCACACUAUACCAUAUCAUAACAUAGGUUUUCAUACCAUGCACACCAUGCCAUGCCAUACUACAGUAUACCAUACCAUAUCAUACCAUACCAUACUAUACCAUACCAUAUCGCACCAUACCAUCCAUACUAUAUCACACCACGCCACCCCAUCCCAUACCCUAGGUAUCUACACCACAUCAUACUGUGCUUACUGAUAAUUUGUUUUAUACCACAUUACAGUAUACCAUACCAUAAUAUACCACAUCAUACCAUACCAUAUUAUACAGUACCAUAAGUUUUCAUAUUACACCAUGCCAUAUCAUACCAUAUAUCACAUACCAUACCAUACCAUACCAUACCAUACCAUACCAUACCAUAGGUUCCCACACCACACCAUACUGUACUAUGUAAUACCAUACCAUACCAUUACCAUACCAUACCAUACCAUACCAUACCAUACCAUAGGUUUCCACACCACACAUGCUGUACUAUGUAAUACCAUACCAUACCAUACCAUACCAUACCAUACCAUACCAUAGGUUUUCACACCAUACAUACCAUACCAUAGGUUUCCACACCACACAUGCUGUACUAUGUAAUACCAUACCAUACCAUACCAUUCCACACCAUACCAUACCAUACCAUAGGUUUCCACACCACACAUGCUGUACUAUGUAAUACCAUACCAUACCAUAGGUUUCCACACCAUACAUACCAUACCAUACCAUACCAUACCAUACCAUACCAUAGGUUUCCACACCACACAUGCUGUACUAUGUAAUACCAUACCAUACCAUACCAUACCAUACCAUACCAUACCAUAGGUUUUCACACCAUACAUACCAUACCAUAGGUUUCCACACCACACAUGCUGUACUAUGUAAUACCAUACCAUACCAUACCAUUCCACACCAUACCAUACCAUACCAUAGGUUUCCACACCACACAUGCUGUACUAUGUAAUACCAUACCAUACCAUAGGUUUCCACACCAUACAUACCAUACCAUACCAUACCAUACCAUACCAUACCAUAGGUUUCCACACCACACAUGCUGUACUAUGUAAUACCAUACCAUACCAUACCAUACCAUACCAUACCAUACCAUAGGUUUUCACACCAUACAUACCAUACCAUAGGUUUCCACACCACACAUGCUGUACUAUGUAAUACCAUACCAUACCAUACCAUUCCACACCAUACCAUACCAUACCAUAGGUUUCCACACCACACAUGCUGUACUAUGUAAUACCAUACCAUACCAUAGGUUUCCACACCAUACAUACCAUACCAUACCAUACCAUACCAUACCAUACCAUAGGUUUCCACACCACACAUGCUGUACUAUGUAAUACCAUACCAUACCAUACCAUACCAUACCAUACCAUAGGUUUCCACACCAUACAUACCAUACCAUACCAUACCAUACCAUACCGUACCAUAGCUUUUCAUGUCUACCAUGUCAUCAUGCCAUACUUCUCAUUUAUUAAACGCUACUUAGAACUUUGCCCUCACAAUUUCAAUGUGUAGGUUAUGGAUGACAUGAAAAGAAUGAAAGGUGUUCAUCUAAAGAUUGUUGGACAAAUUCAAGAUCAGUACAAGCUAAUAGAGGAAGACAGCCAGGGACAGUUUAAUCAAUUUGUGAUCUCAAUACGGGAUCAAUACCAAUCGAAAAUCUCGACAUUUCGUCAAGUUAUCGAAAUACAUCGAACUGAUUUGGAGAGUAAAGAGACUUUUUGGAAAAACAGUUACGAGGUGGGUCACUCGGGUGACUUUUAAUGUACACUAUUUAAAAAACGAGCAGGAGUGUUUUAUUAGGUUUAAACCUUUUUUUAUUAGGCUUUAGACCUAAUAAAACACGACCUGCGAGUUUUUUAAAUGGCUUCAAAAACGUUUGCAUAAUAAGUCAAAUCUGAAUAUGAAAAAUCUUUGUAUAAAAAUCUUUAUAUAAAAAUCUUUAUAUAAAAUUCUUUACAUGUAUAUAGUUUGCAUAACAAUGGUCUUUUGUUAAAGUGUUCUUUAGCUGGUAUAAACACGUAUGCACGUGACUAAUUUCUUACUCAAGAUUGGAUAAUUGCUUCAUGAAUUAUUAAUGAGUUUUUGAAGUUACUAUCCCAAAAUGUUUAUCCUUUCCAGUGUUGUAAAUAGGAAAUAAGGAAAUAGACAUUGAAGUUGAAUGUCCGUGGAUGGUUAAUCGGUUAUGCAACUACACAGAAAUUGUCCAACUCAAAUUAAAUAACAAAUACAACGCAGUUAUGUAAAUUAUACGACUUGCUUUGUAUAAUGUUGCUUAGGUACAUUUUGAUAGAUGUAGCAGUUCAAUCUUAUUAGCGUCUAAGUAAAACAUGAUCGUUCCAGAGCUACACCACUGCCGAGAAGUGUCCAUUUUAUAGAGUUUUAUGGUUAUGUUAUAUCACAUGCAGUAAUAUCAUCUUUUAGAGUUUAAAAGAGAAGAACAAGGCAUUACUUCAAGAGAAAAGACAACUUUUGUUAAAGAAUAAAGAAGAUUUUUCAAAAUUGGAAUCAGAAAGAGUGAGUAGUAGAAUUCGCUACCAAUUAAUGUAAGGAAAACAGGAAGUUCAAUUGCGUUUUCUUUAAACUGAUACCAUCAGCUUUGGAAUGCUUUACCUACAAUGCAAAAACGCCUAUCCUGUAACAAUGUUGUUGAAAACAGGCCUGAACAGUAUUUUGCUGCCCAUAUUGUCCCUGGUUGUUAACAAUAUUGUAUUGUUCAGCAUUGUUCACCUGAACAAUUGGUAACAAGUCAUUUCUUACGAGUCUAAGUCAAGUCACAAGUCGUUGAUCUGAUUAACAAAUCAAGUUACAAGUCACAAAAAUUCCGACUCGAAUCCAGGUCUCAUGACUCGAGUCUUUAACUGUGCCAUUCAUCGAUCAAUUUCCCUUUUUUACCAGAUUGUUAUUAUCAAGAAUCUCACGAACAUGUUAGAUAACAAACAUGCGAAAUAUGUUGAAGGUAUGCAUUUUGUGUGUGUUGCUACUCAGGUGAAUAUGAUAUUUGUUCCAUGCAGAAAUGUUUCUAUGCCUCUAUAUAUGUUUAUAUGCUUCUAUGAUUCUAUGCUUCCAUGCAUGUUUCUAUGCUUCUAUGAUUCUAUGUUUCCAUGAUUCUAUGCUUCUAUGAUUCUAUGCUUCUAUGCUUCUAUGCUUCUAUGUUUCCAUGCUUCUGUGAUUCUACGUGUCUAUGCUUUUAUGAUUCUAUGCUUCUAUGAUUCUAUGUUUCUAUGUUUCCAUGCUUCUGUGAUUCUACGUGUCUAUGCUUUUAUGAUUCUAUGCUUCUAUGAUUCUAUGCUUCUAUGUUUCCAUGCUUCUGUGAUUCUACGUGUCUAUGCUUUUAUGAUUCUAUGCUUCUAUGAUUUUAUGCUUCUAUGUUUCCAUGCUUCUGUGAUUCUACGUGUCUAUGCUUUUAUGAUUCUAUGCUUCUAUGAUUCUAUGUUUCUAUGUUUCUGUGUUUCCAUGCUCGAGGGUUGGAUUCCCACCGUGGUCAGGCAAACUUUUUAGUUUGCCCGGUGUGGAUGCACACUCAGAGUAACAUCACAAACAUCAUGUUCAAGGUAGACAAGAAGAUGUAAUUAAGAAGUAAAAAUUAAUAAUAAUUCAGGAAAAAUUACCAUACAUGUAUGUGUUCUCUUUAUAAUCCAGCUUAGCUCCCAGCUGCAAGCAUGAAUGAUAAUUAGCAACCCCCCCCCCCCUCCGCGCCAUACGUACUGUACAUAUUGUCAGACCAAGGUUUCAGAACUAUAUUGAACUCUAUUUUGUUAUGUAGUGAAGCGAGAGCUGAGCAAAAAGCAAAACAACAAUCGCGAGUUGGAAACAGAACUACUUCAGUUGCGUGAAGCUUGCGGCAACAAUGACACACAACACGUCGAGGAGAUGGCGAAAACGAGAUCAACUUUUGAAGAAGAAAUCAGCGGUCUCAAACAGAAACAAGAAGCAGAACUGGUGGGAAUGAGAUCUAAAGUGGAAGAGAUUGAAAAGGAAAAUGAAGAAUUGAAAACGGUAGUGGCAAAAGAGAAAGAUGAGGCGGACAAGAGGGAAAAUGAAGUGAAGGAAAAGAGCGGGAAGGAAUUUGAGACAUUGCAAGUGGAAUUGAAAAAACUGAAAGAAGAAAAUGAAAAUUUGAAGAUUGAACUGGAAAACACUCAAAAGUAAGCCUACGGAUCAGUUAGAUAACCCAGUAAAUUUAUUGGAAAUAUCCCCCUAUUUAAUCUUCGACGUAAUGAAAUAUGUUUCAAUGUUAAUAGGACUGAAGCAAGUCCAGCAAUCGAUUCAGAUUCACGUGUUUGCGAUUUACAACUAGUCAAGUUGAAAAUCACAAAUCGCAAAGUUUAUAUAUACUGGAUAGCUUUAUAGAAACAAAACUGUUUCUCCCAGAUGUUCAGUUGGGAUGUUCAGUAUUGUUUCAGUGUUACCAUAUACUGAAGGGAACCGCUGUACCUGCGGUGUUUGGUCGAGCAAAAUUGGAAGAACAAAAUUGGAUUUUUCAGGAAUUGAACCCCGGUCACACAGAUCAAAGACGCAUGCAUUAACUAGUCACUGUGCUGGCAAAAUCCCGUGAAUAAUGAACACUUUACAAUUUUUUAAAAAUAUGUAUUUUGUUUUCCAGACAAGCUGUGGCAGUUGCCACAAGUACUGUUGUCACCAAACAGGUUGGAGAAGAAAUCCAACAAUCUUCUGAGGAGAAAACAGAUAAAGAGAAGACCAUAGCAGGUUAGAUCUUUUUCACUUUACUUUCUACACAAUAGGGGUAGCGCAUUUGUCAGAGCAAGCUUUCACCUCUGAGAUCGUGCAUGGGAUUGAUUCUCGCUAUGGAUUCAUGACACUUAUGUGACAAGAGUCAGUCAACGUUAUACCGAAAGUCGUGGGUUUUGUUCGGGUACUCUGGUUUUCUUCUGCUGGGAAUGUUGACCAGAUGGAUUGGGAUAAGCCCCAAACUGACCCUUCCACCGUGAGUGUGCUCCAUGAUCAGACGUGAGUCAUAAGGUGGCAGCCAGAGGCGCCCUUAGAAAGCCUACGACUGGAUCAGGUUGAGCCGCGUCCUUCGCAAUUCAGCUUAGCUCUCAGCUGCAAGUAAGGAUGAUUAGCACACCCCACUUACUUACUUAACUCUUACUAACCUGAAAAAGGUGCAUGGUUGUGACAAAAACGACAGUUUAUUGUAGAAUAUUAUCGACACUGGACCUCUACAUUUGAAUGGAAUAAAAAACCUUUCCAGAGCAAUUUUUAAAUAUCGCGUAUUUGCGAUGAAAAGUGUUCAAAACCUAAAAUCUUUUUGGCAUUCCUUUCAAAAUUACUUUGUUUUAGCUUUAUUUUGUAGUAUUGUCAAUUUAAAUACAAUUAUAUCAUUGAUGCUGUAAAAUUAUACAGCAAUAUCAGCAAAACUUACUGAACUUCAGGCAUCAUUUUCUCUUUGGCGUACCAUCUAAAGCCUCUUCAUUUUAACAUUAUUUUACAGAUAAAGCACUACACAUACCUUUCAAGUUUGUUUGCCGCUUGAGAAACGUAUAAAAAAUUUAAAAAAAUUAAAUACAGUCAUAACUAAGUGGAAAGCAUGUCCAUUAGUUUUGAGCGCUUGUUACGGAACAUACAAGAGAUUCCCCUCUUAAAAGCACUGAAGGAAUUGGGAAUGCUGAAUUUCUUUUGACUUUCUUUUCAGCUAUCAAAAAUUGUGUAUUAAAUUUCUUUAGCUGUCGCUAUAUCUUCUGAAGAAGAAGCUCGUCUAAGGACAGAAAUACUCACCCAGAAAGAAAAGAUAAACAGUUUGGAAGAAGAUCUAGCUAAAAAGAAUGAAAAUCUUGCGGCAUUUGAAGAUAAUAUCAAAUCAUUGACAACAGACAAAGAAAGAUAUGAAGCCCAAUUGACUUCUGUUCGUCAG